Messenger RNA from Coregonus clupeaformis (lake whitefish), 2701 nucleotides. Its product is annotated as doublesex- and mab-3-related transcription factor A2-like. The transcript is spliced from 2 exons. NCBI's taxonomy places the organism in Eukaryota, Metazoa, Chordata, Actinopteri, Salmoniformes, Salmonidae. Gene Ontology annotation, biological process: sex differentiation; regulation of transcription by RNA polymerase II; germ cell development. Gene Ontology annotation, cellular component: nucleus. Gene Ontology annotation, molecular function: DNA-binding transcription factor activity, RNA polymerase II-specific; protein binding; RNA polymerase II cis-regulatory region sequence-specific DNA binding. The record is from RefSeq and is a predicted model, not a curated record. Bases 446 to 1735 code for a protein of 429 amino acids.
UGUAUCUAGUGGCAAUCUCUUGAGUAAGUUAGUGUCUCACGCUGGUGCGAGUAUAGCAACCUCGGCUCCUUUUGGUGAAAUUAAGUUAAACAGGGGAGAGCACUAAUUUCUGCAAGUCUCUUGGAUUUUUCAUCGUAAAUAACACCUUUAAAGUUCGAUUUCAGUAUAGAUUGUUGCAUAGUUCAUCAAGUAUUGACAGGUUGCACGGCGUUUUUAUACCUUAUUAGCGUAAAUUGACGGCUAUUUGACAACAGGUCCUUUAUCUUGGUGAAGCUUUAGGUGAGGCUACAUUCCGUUCUCUUCAAUGGACAGAAAACACCAGUAGAAGAUUACUUAAUAAGUUGUGCAGAUAUGUUGAAAACUGUUCAGCUGUUGUGAACAAUCCUCGAUACAUCAUCACGUAACUUUUUCCCAAUUGAUAGUAGAUAUUGGUCAGCGACAGGACAUGGAUCUGAGACCAGAGCUCUCCACGGCGCCAUCAGGAUCUCAGGUCCACCCUGGAGGGUCUGUCAACAUCCCUGUCUCCAUGGCCAGUAGCCUCCUGCGGGGUCCGAUGCUAUAUCGCACAACGGAGAAGUAUCCCCGCACCCCGAAGUGCGCCCGCUGCAGGAAUCAUGGCGUGGUAUCUGCGCUGAAGGGCCAUAAACGCUAUUGCCGCUGGAAGGACUGUAUGUGCGCCAAAUGCACCCUAAUCGCCGAGAGACAGCGCGUCAUGGCCGCACAAGUGGCACUCCGUAGACAACAAGCUCAGGAGGAGAACGAAGCCCGGGAGCUGCAGCUCCUGUACGGGACAGCAGAAGGGCUAGCUCUGGCGGCCGCAAACGGCAUCAUACCACCUCGUCAGAAUUAUGAGGUCUUCGGUUCUGUCAACAACGAAAGUAACUCAGAUUCAAGCAUGCAGAAGUAUGAAUUGUUUCCGAAGUCCCAAAUGUCGGGAUCAGUGACCCAGCAGCAGACGGUGGGCAAAUCGGUUUCCACUGACAGCGAACCAGGGAUCUCCUCCCCAGACGCGCGUCAUGGCUCUGGCUCUGAGAAUGGAGACGGAGAGUCGUUCAUCAGCUCUCCUGUCUCCAAGGCUCUGAAAGACGGAGAGGACACCCCGGGUUCGAUUAGCCCCCUAGGUUCUGACUCGGGUUCGGAGACCGACAAAGAUGAUCAAGAACCCUCCCCCUCCUCGGCCGUCUCCAGGCAAAUGAACCCCAUCGACAUCCUGACCAGAGUGUUCCCCAGCCACAAGCGCAGUGUUCUGGAACUGGUUCUACAAGGCUGCGGGAAAGACGUGGUGCAGGCCAUCGAGCAAAUUCUCAACAACAGUGGACAAGCCAAGGCCCCCGAGCAGGUGUGGACAGCAGAACGCAUACUCCAGAGCGCACAGCCUCCCCUCUCCUCCACUCCAAGGCCCAUGUUACCGGGAGCCAUGACGCUGAGCAACCGCUCUGCCUUCUCCCCACUGCAGCCAAACGCGACACAUUUUGGCGCUGAUCCCAGCACCUACCCCCUGAGCACCCAUCUGGGACUAAACCCCUUGCGUCUGGCCUACUCGGCCCACAGCAGAGGGCUCACCUUCAUGACACCUUACUCCACCACGGGGUUGAUGCCAACUCUGGGCUUCAGACCGCCCAUGGACUACGCAUUCAGUGACCUCAUACGGGACAGGACACUCUUGCACAAGGACCAGGGGUACACCAAUGGGCUGUACAGGCCCCUCGGCAACAACAACACAGACAAACCGUGAGACUGAGAAUGUACAAUGUGUCAUUAACUCAGUCGUGUUGGGACUAUGAUUCAAGUGGACACAUUCAUAGAGGGACAAUGUCUUUGUAGCCACAAGUGUUGAAUGUUAUGGAGAGAUCAGUAACGUGUUUGGCUAUUGCACUGCUGUACACAAUGCUUUGCUUUUAGUUGGUUUACUUGCCCAAAAUGGCAUGAGAAACCAAGCUCACUUAUAAAUAACGCUGUUUUCUUAGAGAUAGCCUAUUAUUCCUUAAACAUAUGUCUUGCUAGAAAUCCCCCGCCAAGUGUGUAACCUGAAAAUAUCUAGUCAAUUAAAGUAUUUUGUCUGAAAACAUUACUAAAGCGGUUGCAAUUCCCGAAAAAUGGACAGGCAAACUAUUCAUCACACCAUAAUGUUUGCAGUAGCAUAAUAAUGGAGUGCAUAUAUGGAGAAGAUACAAAUUAUAACUUCGAUAUGAUUCCUGUAAAUUGUGGGGUUUUGAGAUUGGUCGCAACCCAAUAUCACUUUAAAACAAAUGUGUUGUUGGAUGAUCCUGGUGCAAUUGUUACUUUUACCUUUUCAUUCCGAGUAAUUUUUUUCUGGAUGAAAACAUCCAACCUUACUAACGAAUUUUUGCUCACUCUUUUAUAGUAGCCUACAUCCAUGCUUAACAAAUGUUUAAGUGGGGUGUCUUAAAUUAUUACCAUAACGUGUAAAUUACUGACGUUGAACAUUUAAAAUCGGAAGCUUAAUUGUAAAACUAUUGAUGUAUUGGCAUUCCUUCCCUGACUUUGUUUUGAUUGUUUUCUCCAACAGUACAGUGUGUAUUUAAUUACAGUUAAGAUUAUUAUAUUACAGUUGACUUUACCUGUGUACUUGACCCAGCAUUUAUCAGCUACAACCCUUUUUCUCUAUUUUGUGAAAUAGCAUUUUUUUGUGCUGAAAAUAUUUCUUUUCUGUCACAAGCUGUACCUUCACGUGAAAUUG